Amaranthus tricolor (Joseph's coat) is the source of this 616-nucleotide messenger RNA. Its product is annotated as 50S ribosomal protein L16, chloroplastic. The transcript has a single exon. The record is from RefSeq and is a predicted model, not a curated record. The coding region runs from base 108 to 467 and encodes 119 amino acids. Lineage: Eukaryota; Viridiplantae; Streptophyta; Magnoliopsida; Caryophyllales; Amaranthaceae. Gene Ontology annotation, cellular component: mitochondrial large ribosomal subunit; ribosome. Gene Ontology annotation, biological process: mitochondrial translation. Gene Ontology annotation, molecular function: rRNA binding; structural constituent of ribosome.
AUGAGAAGAAACUCUCACGUCCAGUUCUGCAGUAGAGAUGGAAUUACAAAGGAACCAUCAACUAUAACCCCAAAAGAACUCGAUUCCGUAAACAACAUAGAGGAAGAAUGAAGGGAAUAUCUUAUCGGGGUAAUCGUAUUUGUUUCGGAAGAUAUGCUCUUCAGGCACUUGAACCCGCUUGGAUCACGUCUAGACAAAUAGAAGCCGGGCGACGAGCAAUGACACGAAAUGCACGUCGCGGUGGAAAAAUAUGGGUCCGCGUUUUUCCUGACAAACCUGUUACAGUAAGACCCGCAGAAACCCGUAUGGGUUCGGGGAAAGGAUCUCCCGAAUAUUGGGUAGCUGUUGUCAAACCAGGUCGAAUACUUUAUGAAAUAAGCGGAGUAGCAGAAAAUGUAGCCCGAAGAGCUAUCACAAUAGCGGCAUCAAAAAUGCCUAUACGAACUCAAUUCAUUAUUUCAGGAUAAGAAUAUAGAACUAAAGGAAAUGGAUCUUUUGGAUAACACCAAGUGGAAGUUUUUUUGGACAAACAAUAUUUCUUUUUCACCUUUUGCAUUUAGUUUUGCAUUGAAAGAACAGAUAAAAAUAAAAUAUGAUUCAACCUCAGACCCUUUUG